UGGAGGCUUAUAUUUAUUGGCGUGACCCGAAAUUAUCGGGCAUCAUCUUCGGCAGUGGCUUGGUGCUGUUGUUAUCUUUGGCCUAUUUCUCGUUGAUCAGCGUGGUCGCCAACGCCGGUCUAGCUAUUUUAACAUGCGCCAUCGUAUUUCGUAUCUACAAAGACAUCAUGCAAGCUGUGCAGAAAACACCGCAAACGCAUCCGUACAGUCAGCCAGACGUAGUUGUUUCAGCUUACAGUCUUAUCAGUAAUUUCGUGGUGACUCAGAAUUUGGUGGUGUUGCAAAAAAAUAUUACAGUUCGAAGGGUGAUGCUUUUACGAAAGACAUUUCAGGAUUAA
This is a messenger RNA of Ilex paraguariensis (yerba mate), 338 nucleotides long. The record is from the annotation of a GenBank genome assembly. Lineage: Eukaryota; Viridiplantae; Streptophyta; Magnoliopsida; Aquifoliales; Aquifoliaceae.